UCCCCAUCAGCAGCAGAGCAACACCAAGUCACCAACCAUGGCUGCUCCCACAAAAUCUAGCCUCCACAACAACCUUCUCUUCUUCUUCUUCCUCUUCUCCAUCUUCACCACCUCCGUCGUCACCGGAGCCCACCCGCUGGACCAGCUUAGCCCGGAAGAGCUCACCUCUAUCCAAGCCAUCUUCACCGCCACUUACCCACCUGAUCCCUCCCAAAAAAACACCACUUUCCACUACAUCGGCCUAGACGAACCCGACAAAAACGCCGUCGUUUCAUGGCUCCACCACCAGCAGCACCAGCCCUCCUCCGCCUCUCCGCCGCCGCCGCGCCGGGCCCUGGUAAUCACCCGGGUCAACCGGGAGACCCACGAGAUCGUAAUCGACCUGGCGACCCGGACCGUCGUGUCGGAUCGAAUCUACGACGGGUUCGGGUACCCGACGGUUACUUUCGAGGAGCAAGUUGUUGCGAAUCUGUUGCCCAUGGAGUACGGCCCGUUUAAGGAAUCGGCGGAACGGAGAGGGGUUGAUUUGACUGAGGUUACCUGCUCCUGCUUUCCGGCGGGGUGGUUUGGGGAGGAAAAGAAACGGAGGGUGGCUAAAUUGCAGUGCUUUUCGACCAAGGACACCGUUAAUUUCUACAUGGUGCCGUUAGAAGGGAUAACGAUGGUGGUCGAUUUGGAUGCGAUGGAGAUUGUGGACUACAUGGACAGGGAUGAGGCUCCGUUGCCGAAAGCUGAGGGAACGGAUUACAGGUUGUCGGCGGUGGAUCCGCCGUUGGGACCCAGGCUUAACGGCGCCGUCUUGGUUCAACCCGAUGGGCCAGGUUUCGCCGUCGAUGGGCAUACCGUCAGCUGGCUAGACUGGAAGCUGCACGUGUCCUUCGACGCCAGGCUGGGAUCCAUGAUAUCCACGGCCCAAAUUUACGAUCCAGAACAGCAGGCCCACCGGAGCGUCUUGUACAGAGGGUACAUAUCUGAGAUCUUUGGGCCGUACAUGGAUCCAUCUCCGAACCACUACUUCAAGUCGUAUUUGGACGUCGGGGAAUAUGGGUUCGGUUUAUGCACAGUCCCUUUGGUCGCCGGCAUCGAUUGCCCCGCCAACGCCGUGUUCAUGGACGGUUACAUCGCCGCCGGAACCGACGGCAGCCCGGUGUUGUGGCCCAACGUCGUUUGCAUAUUCGAGAGGCAUUCAGGGGAUGUUAUGUGGCGACACACUGAGCUUGGCAUUCCAAACAGAGUGGUGACUGAGACUAGAGCGGAUGUGAGCUUGGUGGUGAGGUCGGUAGUGACUGUUGGCAAUUAUGAUCACAUUGUAGAUUGGGAAUUCAGGCCAAGUGGUUCAAUUAAAGUUCAGAUUGGGCUAAGUGGGAUUCUAGAAGUAAAGGCAUCCACUUACACCAACGUGGACGACAUAAAAGACGGCGAGGAAGCGUACGGCACAAUUGUAGCGGACAACACAAUAGGAUUGUACCACGACCAUUUCUUCGCCUACUACCUCGAUGUCGAUGUCGAUGGCGUAGCCAAUUCUUUCGUCAGGAGAAAAGCCGUGACCAAAAGAGUGACCAACGACGAUAAAAACGUUUCGCCCAGAAAGAGUUAUUGGACCGUGGUUCCGGAAACUGCCAGGACCGAGCUGGAGGCCCGAAUCCGGAUAGCCACCGAGGGGCCUGAGGAGCUGGUCGUGGUUAACCCGAGCAAGAGAACCAGGAACGGGAACCCAAAUGGGUACCGUUUGGUGCCCGGUCCAACCAUAAACCCGCUCUUGACCGAGGACGAUUACCCACAAAUCAGAGGUGCAUUCACCAAUUACAACAUCUGGGUUACUCCUUACAAUAGGUCGGAACGUUGGGCGGGGGGUCGAUUCGUGGACCAGAGCAGGGGGCAGGACACGCUGGCGGUAUGGACUCAGAGGGAUCGGGAGAUUGAGAAUCGAGACAUAGUGGUGUGGCAUGUGAUCGGAUUUCGUCAUAUACCUUGCCAAGAAGAUUUUCCGAUGAUGCCAACAUUGAGCGGCGGAUUUGAACUUCGGCCCAAUAAUUUUUUCGAGGCCAGCCGGGUUCUCAAGGUUGUUCCUCCGUCGCCGGUGACAAUUGGUAACUGCACCGCGGCGGUUGCUAAUCGGAUUCAAAUUUAAUAGUCCAUAAUUGCAUCUAAAAAAAAAAUAAAGGACUGGUGUACUUAGUAGUUAGUACUAUACAUUGCGCCCAUCUUGUAGUUUAGAUAUCAAAUCUAUGCUAUUUGAGAUGCAUCUAUUUACUAUUUUUUUUUUUGUCAUAGAUAGAGUUAAUAAAAUAUCCUCAUAGAACAACAAGCAGCAAUAAUGCGACAGUUGGCCAAUAGUCAAACUGUUGAUGAGAGGGUCUUUUGAGUCACUAAAUGGGUAGUCCUAUUGAACAUGCGAGGAGUAAUUUAAUAUAAAAUAUGUGAAGGUGCUUCAUAUUCAACAUUCUUUAAUUUAUUUUAAGAUUUAGUUGGCGGUGCACAAGCAAAAUGUAUUACGAGGAAAUAUAGAGAAAAAUGAAGUCUAUGAAGUAACCAAGGUUGUCAACCCGCGGGUCGACCCACUUUGACCCUGACCCGCUGAGAAAAACGGGCCGCACACACCCGCCGGGUCGACCGCUAUAAGGUACCGGGUUGAAGGUCAAAUUGUAUCAUUUUUUUCUUUGGUUUGCGAAAUGCGCAUAUUUUCCGAUUUUUCUUUUCGCCUAACUCAAUCUUUGGAAUCCUAAGUUGAAUAUUUGAAUAUUGAUGUAUAUAAGUGUGUGUGAAUUUUCACUUUAUGCUAUAUCUAAGUACGAUAUGUUAUUUUGGCGUAAUAUUAUAUGUUAUAACUCAUAUGUGAGAUAAGAUUUGAUAUAAUUUAUAAGGAAAAGUACAAUAUAAUGACUCUUUCUAUAGUUUCGGGCCAAACCGGACUAAAACGGUUGACCCAUUAACCCUUGACCCACUAGCUCGACCGGGUCCGGGUCAACCCGCGGUUUGACAACCUUGGAAGUAACGCUUUGGAUAUAUUAUUAUCGGGGCUAUUUUUGACAGUAUCUAAAGGAGUACCAUCACAUAUUUUGAGAUUUUUUUAAAACCAUUUUCCUUUGACUUUUAAUGUUACAGAUCACGAAUUCGGUUCGAGACUGUUCUCCACUAAUAAUGAAGUAUUGAAGUCUAU
This is a messenger RNA of Linum trigynum, 3160 nucleotides long. Lineage: Eukaryota; Viridiplantae; Streptophyta; Magnoliopsida; Malpighiales; Linaceae. The record is from the annotation of a GenBank genome assembly.